Molecule: messenger RNA, 3703 nt
Organism: Oryzias melastigma (Indian medaka)
Lineage: Eukaryota; Metazoa; Chordata; Actinopteri; Beloniformes; Adrianichthyidae
Gene: svopa
Product: SV2 related protein a
Exons: 16
Coding region: 244-1881 (545 amino acids)
Biological process (GO): transmembrane transport
Cellular component (GO): membrane
Molecular function (GO): transmembrane transporter activity
Source: RefSeq, a predicted model, not a curated record
UAAAACAAUCUGAUCCGGCUCUGUUUAUUCCUAAUUAAAUAAAAUAUAGGAUUGUGUAAGCUAUUUCCGCAGGUUGCUGGUUUCCAAAAUGAAUGUAUCCGGAUGUCUCUCACAGGGCAGGACGCCCCUUCAUUGGCUGUCAGCUGACACCGGGGGGUAAGUCGCUCUCCUUGGUGCUGAAAUCGCUGCACACCACGAUAAUGUAGACGACGAUGAGGCCAAAAUCAGCACAAACACGCCAAAAUGGACGACGAUCUGUUCCAACUGAGACAACUUCCUGUUGUUCGCUUCAGGCGUACAGGUGAGAGCACGCGCUCUGAGGAAGAUGGAGACAGCAGGCAGCAACAGGAUGUCAGGGCAGUGGAACUGGGUGAUCAGGAGUCUGAGGCCCUCACAGAUGGAGCUGAAGUCCCACGAGAGUUUGCCAACCCCACUGACGACACUUUCAUGGUAGAAGAUGCUGUGGAGGCCAUCGGCUUUGGGACCUUUCAGUGGAAGCUCUCCAUCCUCACUGGUCUAUCCUGGAUGGCCGAUGCCAUGGAGAUGAUGAUCUUAAGCAUCUUGGCGCCGCAGCUUCACUGUGAAUGGAGACUGCCGAGUCUGGAGGUGGCCCUGCUCACAUCGGCAGUUUUCAUUGGGAUGAUGAUCAGCUCUUCAUUAUGGGGAAACAUUUCAGACAAAUAUGGCAGAAAAACUGGUUUGAAGAUGAGUGUGUUGUGGACGAUGUUCUAUGGUGUCUUGAGUGCAUUUGCACCUAUUUAUGGGUGGAUCCUGGUUCUACGGGCACUGGUGGGUUUUGGCAUCGGAGGGGCGCCGCAGUCGGUGACCCUGUAUGCAGAAUUUCUGCCUAUGAGGUCCAGAGCCACCUGUAUCUUACUUAUUGAGAUUUUUUGGGCUCUGGGGACUGUAUUUGAAGUCCUUUUAGCGAUUCUGGUGAUGCCCACUCUGGGCUGGCGCUGGCUGCUUGGCCUGUCCACCAUUCCCCUUUUCAUCUUUGCCAUCCUGUGUUUUUGGCUUCCAGAGAGCGCUCGAUAUGAUGUGCUGACAGGGAACCAGGAUAAGGCUCUGGCUACUCUCAAACGCAUCGCCACGGAGAACGGAGUGCCCAUGCCUCUGGGGAAACUAAUCGCUGCCAGACAGGAAGACCGUGGGAAAAUUAAAGACUUAUUUUCAUCCCAUUUUCGAUGCACCACAGUUCUCUUAUGGUUUAUUUGGUUUGCAAACGCCUUCUCUUACUAUGGGCUGGUGCUGCUCACCACAGAGCUGUUUCAAGAGGGGGGCGCAUGUGGAAUGUCCAAAGGAAACAAACAGGAGCUUCGCUGCAACUUGGAGUGUAAAUACCUUAAUUCUGAUGACUAUAAAGACCUGCUGUGGACUACUUUAUCAGAGUUUCCUGGACUGCUGGUGACACUGUGGGCUAUUGAUCGCCUGGGACGGAGGAAGACGAUGGCUCUGUGCUUUUUCGUCUUCUCACUGGCUCUCAUCCCGCUGUACGGCUGUGUUGGGAGAGUUUCCAUGACGGUGUUAAUAUUCAUCGCCAGAGCGUUCAUUGCUGGAGGCUUUCAGGCUGCCUAUGUUUACACGCCAGAAGUGUAUCCAACAGCAACCAGAGCUUUAGGUCUGGGAACAAGCAGUGGAAUGGCCAGAGUUGGUGCCCUCAUUACACCUUUUGUUGCUCAGGUGAUGUUGGAGUAUUCGGUGUACUUGGCUCUCUCAGUGUACUGCUGCUGCUGCCUCUUUGCUGCCAUCGCCUCCUGUGCGCUGCCGAUCGAGACCACAGGCCGGGGUCUGCAGGAGUCCAACCACCGCGAGUGGGGACAGGAAAUGACAGGCCACAACUCAGAGGGGAUCCCACACUCGAGCUCCGGCUCCCAAGGCUAAAGACAGGCCGGCUGCAGCUCAAUCAAUGGCCAAGACGCUAACCAUCUUCAGUUUUCCUUACAUUCAGACAUGAUUGCAGCGUUAAAUACACAACAAACUUGUGUUUUUAAGGCCGUUCCACCACUGCUGUCAGUGUUGAUGCUGUAUUCGUAAAAUUGCAGACAUGAAAGCGAGACUUUCAUGGACAGAAGUUCAGUGAAGCUGGAGAAACUUCUUCUUUGUGGGAAAAAGUCAAUCUUCAGCCACAAAUAACUCCCAUUCUUUUUUUCUAAAGAGCCUUAAAACUACCUAUUCAGUUUGUUGCCAAGGAUCUGAAUCCAAUGAGAAAAGCUUUGUCAAUUAAACCAAGCAUAGAUGUGUAUAGGAAACAAGAUUAUCCUGCUCAAACAAAACCCUGCUAAAAUCCACCAUAUGUACACUUCAUGAGACCGGCAUCGUAGGGGGUAAUGAUGCUAAAAUAAUCAACCAAACAUUCAAAGAAAGGUUUGUCUUUAGUUAAAACUGUUGCAGCUAUGAAGGUGUAAAUACUCAACAGAACUUCCAGGUCUUGUUUUCUUUCAUUUAUCCUCUGUUGGUGCAGUUUCACUUGAAAUUUUGUAAAAAAAUAUUCAACUAAAACCUUAAAAAGCAGAAUUUAAUCCUGUAAUGAGGAAAUCUUACUCUUAUAUGGUCAAAUUUUAAACAGCUUAAAAAAAUUCAACAAAGUAAAUCAAGCUAGAAAAGAGGUGUUCACAAAUUAAAAUGAUUGUGGAUCUCUCCCAAAAUUGUUUUUUUUUCUUCCUGUUGGGAAUAUUGGGAAGAUGCAUUUUCCAAAAAUAAAUCUCAUGAAAUUCAAGUGGUCUGUUUAGCAGCAUCCAGCAGUGAGAGGAGUUACUGAAAGAAUAAACAUGAAAUGUUAAAAAAUUCUUGAUCACAAAUUGCACUCCAACAGGGAAAUUGGAUUUUUAGGUCCAAUUUUAGCAAAUUGAACCCCCUGAGAAGUAUGCAUGAAAAACCUACUAAAAAUAAACAAAUUUGAAAACUGUAAUAGAUGCAAAUGAGCCCCAAAUAGUCAAAUGCAGCUGCAAAAGUGGCCUAAAUGUUGCCGCAUAAAGACGAUUGUAGUGUAAUUUCUAAGCCUCUAGCAAAGAAAAGGCAGUAAAAUGAUUUAAAAAAUCAAAAUACAUGUUUGCUCAUGUUUAGUAAACACAUUUUUGUCCUGAUAUUUAAGCCUUGGAUCAUACUGCAGCUCUUUUUUUUAUUUUUCAUUUUGAAACAACUCCUUUCUCCUGAUUCAUUUGGGUUCUCCAAGAUGACAGGUUUAAAAGUGCUAAAAUGGGUACAUACAUUAAAAAUGACCUGCACUGUGCUGUAUGCAUGUUGACAGAUGUGCUGUGUUAACAGACCUAAAAGCUGGAGCUAGUCUCAAACAAAAAAAAAAAACUGCUUGGACUAGUCUCCUGCAGCCCCACCAGAAGCACUUUAUACUUUUGAACUGUUUUCCUGGAAGUGUUUGACUCUGAGACAUUCAUGAUUAAUAUUCAAACAUAAAUUUAACCUCACAGGGAAGUCAAGACAUCGUCCAUGUUCCUGUGAUCUGUGCAUUUCUGUGAACACCUAAAAAAAAAAGACUCAGAUGUUCUUAAACCCUGACGCUGUUCUGUUUGUAAAAAGGUAGACUUUGAUUAGUCUUUCUGAGAAAAAGGGAAGCACAGGUCCACUAAGUUCACUCCUGCCGCCAGUGUUUGAGAUUUAGUGCAGCAUUAUGUGUGUGUGAGCACAGAUGUUGUCGAUACACGGGAUGUAAAUGUGUAUAUGACAGUAAAUACUCUUUCAAAAACAA